AUGUCUCUCGAAACACUCAACGUCCAUCCUCUCUCUGGAUACUCUUUCAUCGAAAGGGAAUCUCAACCUGAAGAAGAUAAUUCAGUUACUGCUCGACUCAAACGACUCGAAGAUCAGUAUGCUGAAUCAGGUAUAAGAAGAUCAGUUGAAGCUAUCAUGCUGGUCAAUGUUCACGACUUCCCUCACGUAUUGGUUUUGCAGGUUGCCAAUGCAUUCUAUAAGCUCCCCGGGGGAUACCUUGAUCCCGUCGAAUCCGACUCUUCUGGUCUUAUCACCCGACUCAACGAACAACUCGGUGUUCCCUUCACCCCGUCUCUCAUUCAUGCAGGUAAAAUGACUGAAGUGCAAGGAAUCACCACUCCCCUCAAUGGGAAUACCAAAAUCACCGGUGGCGACGGUACACUCUGGAUUAGUCCUGCAGGUGGAGAUUGGAAAGUCGGUGACCUGUUGGGUACCUGGUGGAGACCUAAUUAUGAUACUUUCUACUAUCCGUACAUCCCUGCUCACAUUUCUGAACCGAAAGAAUGUAAGAAGCUGUACUUGGUCAAACUCCCUCCUAACAAAACCUUCGCCGUUCCGGUCAAUAUGAAACUUCACGCUAUCCCUGUGUAUGAAUUUUACGAUAAUGCGGCUAGGUAUGGACCUCAAUUCGCUGGGAUCCCUUACAUCCUUAGCAAGUGA
Kwoniella botswanensis is the source of this 681-nucleotide messenger RNA. RefSeq lists its product as uncharacterized. Lineage: Eukaryota; Fungi; Basidiomycota; Tremellomycetes; Tremellales; Cryptococcaceae. The coding region runs from base 1 to 681 and encodes 226 amino acids. The transcript is spliced from 7 exons. The record is from RefSeq and is a predicted model, not a curated record. Gene Ontology annotation, molecular function: mRNA 3'-UTR AU-rich region binding. Gene Ontology annotation, cellular component: mRNA cleavage factor complex.